Molecule: messenger RNA, 1935 nt
Organism: Leptopilina boulardi
Lineage: Eukaryota; Metazoa; Arthropoda; Insecta; Hymenoptera; Figitidae
Product: dnaJ protein homolog 1
Exons: 2
Coding region: 185-1255 (356 amino acids)
Biological process (GO): negative regulation of transcription by RNA polymerase II
Cellular component (GO): cytosol
Molecular function (GO): protein-folding chaperone binding
Source: RefSeq, a predicted model, not a curated record
CCCACACUAACAGUUUAGUACAAGAGAAGACGUGAGGAAUAUUGUUUCUUUAAAUUACCAUCAAAACGUUUUUAUAUUAAAAAAAAAGAAAACAGAUAAAAAAGAGUGGAAAAUUUUCCUGUAUGAUUUACAAAACAAAUAUAAAAGGACAUAAAUUGUGAUUGUGAAAUAAAAAGGAAAAAAAAUGGGGAAAGAUUACUACAAAAUUUUGUGCAUCAAUAAAGAGGCAAGUGACGAUGAGAUUAAAAAGGCAUAUCGAAAAUUAGCCUUGAAAUAUCAUCCAGAUAAAAAUCGAUCCGCCGGUGCUGAGGAGAAAUUCAAAGAAAUUGCCGAGGCAUAUGAGGUAUUGUCGGAUGCAAAAAAACGUGAGGUCUACGAUCAAUUUGGUGAGGAGGGUCUUAAAGGUGGUGCAACAUCGGGCGGUUGUCCAGGUGGUGGUGGUUCAACUUACACUUUCCACGGUGAUCCAAGAGCAACAUUUGCACAAUUUUUCGGUUCAGCCUCACCAUUUCAAACAUUCUUUGGUUUCGGUGGACAAGGAAGUAAUCGUGUAUUUCCCAAUUUUCAUGACGAGGACAUGGAUAUGGACGAUCCAUUUGGUUUAGGAAUAGGACCACAGAGACCCGGUGGACAGGGUGGUGCAUUUCGUUCGCAUUCAUUUAAUUUUGCCGGUCCAAAUCAGGGACGAAGUUGUGGCAAAGAUCGUUCACAAGAUCCGGCAAUUGAACACGAUUUAUAUGUUGGUCUCGAUGAUAUUUUACGUGGUUGUACAAAAAAAAUGAAAAUCUCCCGCCGUGUUAUACAACCCGAUGGAACAACAAAAAAGGAGGAUAAAGUAUUGACAAUUAAUGUGAAACCCGGCUGGAAGGCGGGGACAAAAAUUACAUUUCAAAAGGAAGGCGAUCAGGGACGUGGUAAAGUGCCCGCGGAUAUUGUAUUCAUUAUUAGAGAUAAGUCACAUCCAUUAUUUAGGCGAGAGGGCAGUGAUAUUCGUUAUAUACAAAAAUUAUCAUUAAAACAAGCACUAUGCGGUACAAUUGUUGAAAUUCCAACAUUAAAUGGUGAGAAAAUAAGUCUUAAUUUGACACGUGAAAUAGUUAAACCAAAUAUGGUUAAAAGGUUACAAGGACAUGGAUUACCAUUCCCUAAGGAACCAUCGCGAAAAGGUGAUCUAUUGGUAUCGUUUGACAUCAAAUUUCCCGAUACAUUAACGCAAAGUGCAAAGGAUAUACUUUACGACACUUUACCAAAUUGAAAAUAAAAAUUGAAGAAUAAAAAAAAAAAUGUUUAUUUGUUUCGCUCAACGAGACUGAAGACUCGUAAAUAUAAUUAGAGCCUAAAAAUUUUCUCUUCAAAAAAAAAAAAUUGUUUUUUUUCUCUGGCUCUAGAAACGCGAGUCCGUCGAUUUUUUUUUUCUUUCAUCGUCGCGAACGAAUGAAUGCGUGAACUAGAAAUUAUAAGUUAAAAAAAGAAUGUGAAUAUUUUUUUUUUCGUGAGUGUGACUCAAUGGAUGAAUUUUAUAGACGUUUUGAAAAGUGGUGCAAAAGCAAUUAAAUUGUUUCCAAGAUCAAGAAAAUUCACUUCUUUGAAGAAAAGAUUGUUAAAAAAAAAAAAAAAAGUGUAAAGGACGAAAUUUUCUUUUGAAAACGUAGUUUCUUGUACUAAGAAAAAAAAAAUAGGAAGAGAAUUCAUUAAUUAGUUAAUCUUUUCAGUAAAGUUAUUUUUUUAUACUUUAGGGAGAGAAUUUAGUAAACUUUUUGAAUUGCAACAGUAUUUUUUAGUCCUUUAACACUUUUUUUUUUUUUUUUUUUUUUGUAUAAAUUCUACAAGAAAUCUGUAUAACGGAAGUGUAUUUUCUUAUCGAAUUUAAGUACUUUCUUUUCACAAAGUUGAUUUGUACACUAAAAAAAUAAUAAAGUGAACACUUUUAAGUUA